Molecule: messenger RNA, 1296 nt
Organism: Maudiozyma saulgeensis
Lineage: Eukaryota; Fungi; Ascomycota; Saccharomycetes; Saccharomycetales; Saccharomycetaceae
Source: the annotation of a GenBank genome assembly
AUGGUUGAGGAAUCUGUGAAACAAGUUGCUGAGCAACUUGCCAAGGUUGAUCCAAACGUCGAAAAGGAACAAGUUAUCACUCCAUGGGAUGUUGAAGGUGCUGUUGAUGACAAAGGUGUCGCACAAUCGAUUGAUUACGAUAAGUUAAUUUCCAAAUUUGGUACCAAAUCUGUCAAUCAAGAAACCUUGGACAGAUUUGAAAGGGUUACUGGUCAUAAACCACACCAUUUUCUACGUAAAGGCUAUUUUUUCAGUGAACGUGACUUUAACAAGAUUUUAGAUCUGUAUGAACAAGGUAAACCAUUUUUCUUAUAUACUGGUAGAGGUCCAUCGAGUGGCUCUAUGCAUAUGGGUCAUAUGAUUCCAUUUUUGUUUACCAAAUGGUUACAAGAAGUGUUCGAUGUUCCUUUGGUUAUUGAAUUAACCGAUGAUGAAAAAUUUUUGUUUAAGCCUAAAUUGACUAUUGAUGACGUUAAAAAGUUUGCUAAAGAAAAUGCUAAAGAUAUUGUUGCUGUUGGUUUCAACCCAGAGAAUACUUUCAUUUUCUCUGAUUUACAAUACAUGGGUGGUGGAUUUUAUGAAACAGUUGUUCGUGUCUCUAGACAAAUUACCGGUUCUACAGCCAAGGCUGUCUUUGGUUUCACUGACUCUGAUUGUAUUGGUAAAUUCCAUUUUGCCUCUAUCCAAAUUGCCACAGCAUUCCCAAGUUCAUUCCCUGAAGUAUUGGGUUUACCACCAAAGACUCCAUGUUUAAUUCCAUGUGCCAUUGAUCAAGAUCCAUAUUUCAGAGUCUGCAGAGAUGUUGCCGAAAAAUUGAAAUACAGUAAGCCUGCUUUGAUUCAUUCCAAGUUCUUCCCAGCUUUGCAAGGUUCUUCUACCAAGAUGUCUGCCUCUGAUGACACAUCUGCUAUUUUUGUCACUGAUACUCCAAAGCAAAUACAAAAGAAAAUUAACAAAUAUGCUUUCAGUGGUGGUAAAGUUACUUUAGAGGAACACAGAAAAUACGGUGGUGACCCAGAUAUUGAUGUUGCUUACCAAUACCUAAAUUUCUUUAAAGAUGAUGAUGAAUUCUUGAAGGAUUGUUACAACAAAUAUAAGUCUGGUGAACUAUUAUCCGGUGAAAUGAAGAAAUUAUGUAUAGAUGUCUUACAAGAAUUCGUUAAGGCAUUCCAAGAACGUAGAGCUAAGGUUGACGAUGAGACACUAGAAAAAUUCAUGAAACCACACAAACUUGUCGGUGGUCAAAAGGAAAGAUUAGUUCCAAUUAAGCCAAAGGAAGCUAAAGCUAAAAAAUGA